AUGGCACCCAAGAAGCAGCCCAAGGCCGCAGCGAAGAAGAAGGCGGCCCCUGAAGGGGAGGUUGUCGGCGAGUCGACCGGGUCGAACAACGUCGCCAGAGUCGGGAAGCUCGCGCCGCUCUCAAAGGAGGAGCUCGCUGUCAACGCCGAGAUCUACGCGACUGUCAAUGCGUCGCUGGAGCUCAUCGAGAGUAACCCCGUCUUCUCAGGAAUUAGAGACAUGGCGCCCCUGUCAUUGAAGGUCGCUGGGGACGACGACGCCAAUGAUGACGACCCAAUGAACUGGGGCCAGAUCGCGCCCUUCGACGCCGAGACUUUCACGGACACCUUCAAGACUUCGGGGCGGGUCACCUGUGGCAUCAAUUUCUUCGCCAUGGAUGUUACGUACAGCGCUGCGCCAGGGGUUCCGAUUCGCAAGAAGGCGGUGUCAUCCCUGACGGAGCACUACUAUGAUCAGCCUGCAUUCUUCAUGGGCUCCGUGACCAUUGGCGUGGCCAAGGAUAGCGACGACGUUCCGAGCUUGAUGGCGUCGCAUAGUCUGAAGUCCCCCUCCCCAGAAGAGAAGCGCUUCGCCUUCGUCGAGGCGAUCGCGCGGGACAUUCGGGCUGGUAAGGGCGACUUCGUGCUCAAGAGGCAGUGCGCUCUGUCAGUCAGCGCAUGCUUCGUGGAUCUGUCGACUGAUGACGCCCUGCACUGGCAGGCAGUGCAAGAGAGAGAAGAUUUCGGGACAGACUUCGAGGCGAUGCGUCGCAGCGCCGUGCAGCGCCUCUACGAAAUCGUGAACUACAAGAAAUGCAAGGAGGACCUUUCGAAGAACACCCUCACCACGCUGCAGCUCCAGGAGGAGUACAAGAAGGUGAAGCUGGGAUCGUACAGCGAGGAGAUCUCCGACACGUUCAUUGAGAUGGCGCUCAAGGUCCACAAAACCUGUUUCGGCAUUCAGUCGAUCUCGAAGCUCCUGCUCAUGUGCGAUUCAGAAUAUGGCAGCCGCAACCCCUUUGACUACCUCGCCAAGUUGGACAAAAUCAGCCGGCGGGCCAAGGGUGACGAGCUUUCGUGGGUUUUCCAUGCGCUCCAUGAUGCCUGGAAGUAUGGUUUCAUGACAGACAGCGGCCUGUCCCUGAGAUCCAUCGAAGGGAAGGGCACGCUAGCCGGCAAGAGCGUUGUUGACAUCGCCAUUUUCAAAAAGAAGCUGAGGGAUCUGUUCAUGGAGAAAUUGGCCGAUUUUCCCCAGUGGACGGAGGAGGUGAAAACCAAAUUCAGGGUCGUGUGCGCCGGCCACUUGCUCUUCCGCGAAUUCAACGGGUGCCCAGACGAACGCGCUAACAUCACCUGGAAGGCGGGGUGGCCGCCGAGCGCGGUGGAAUACCUUGCCUUCAUCGAUGAUACCCUGGGGAAGGGCGCUGGCGAGUUUUUCGAGCUCAGCAGCGUGGAUGAGCACAUGACACACAUCAAGGAAAUGGCGCAUUUGGAGGUCGGGACGAAGCCGCAGGAGGAGAAACAGCCUGCCAACGAAGUGGAAGUGAAACCUGAUGAUGAGACCGGUGACACUACUUCGCUGACCAACCCGGAAAAUAUUCAGCUGGUCUCGCCGGGGAAUCUCGUGAUCGACGUGUCUGCCAAAAGUGCUGACGAGAUGCAGAAGUUGAACCUCUUCAAGAGGAAGGUCGCGGAGCUGGUGCGGUCCCACGUGGAGUUCGUCCCCGACAUGACGAAGGAAUGCGAUCUCAUCCAGGCGCUCAAGAACACCGAGGCUGGGAGGAUCAAGGGCUCCAAGAACGUCGAGAACCCUGCUCAGUCAUCCUACGUUGCCAUCGUAUACGACUCGAAAGUGUCGGGCGAAUGCUCCCAUCGGCCCCAUCUGAGGCAGGUCUACUUUCGCUCUGAACACUGCAAGCGGUUGCUCAAGGUCGCGCUCAACCUGAAGGAGCCCGAUGCGAUCGCAGACGGCGACCUCUACAUCCUGCCAGACGGUGGCAAGCACGGUAACGAGAUGGCGCUGCUGAGUGGUCUGUGCGACGCGAACCAGAAGGCCCCCCAGAAAUGCAAGAAGGUGCUGUACGUGAUGUACUCCGAGGCCAGCAUCCGGGAGAGGCUCAAGAUCUGCCGGAACACAAGCGGUGCUCUACAGGUGGAGUGGAUGCUCCUCAUCACCAGCAGCUCGCUGACGCUCCCAGACAAGCCGCGCAUCCACUUCGAAGGAACAUCCAACGGCGAGUUCGUGGGGCCCGUGGCAUGGGCACCUUUCGACUCCUCCGACACGUGGUGCCUUCCCCAGGCCAUCAAGAAGACUGUGAUCACAAAGACCAACGUGGUUCUCGCAGGGGGCUCGACCUACGCCCCUGACACUACCACCGACGAGAAGAAGGAAUCGGAGAAGGAGAUCGCCUUCAUUCGCUCCUUGAAGAAGGAGAGCGAGCCUGUUUUCUUUCACGCUACGCCGACAAAGUUGUGGGAAGAGAUCUUGCACUGCCACAGCGCCAAGGCGGCGGUGGACCUGGCCCCUGCAGAUGGGGCGAGGGCUCUGGCAGCCAUCCGCGCCCGCAUUCCUUACGUCGGGGUGGCCUUCAACACUGCCCAUCGCGAUCAGCUCUUGAUGCACGUCGACAAGACCGUGCUGAAGAUGUUCCAGGUCGAGGGCGACAAGCUUUACCAGCCAGCGUUCGCCGAGCUCUUGAAGGACAGCCCCGUCGAGGAAGCUGGAGCAGAUGAGACGAACAAGAAGACCUCUGCUGGCAAGCGCAAGCGCGAGACAGCUCAGAAUGGCCAGAAAGAAGAUCCCAAGCAGGCUGCAGCUGGUGGUCAGUCCGGUGGGGGUUCCGAUGACGCCAAGAAAGCGUUGCUCGCAAGGGUCGCGCCCCUGUCCAAGGGCAAGGCCGACGCCGCGGCGGGCGGCUCCAAGGGCGGCAAGCGCCAGAAGAAGGAGGCGAACGCGGAUGAGGAGAUGGACGAGGAUGGCAUCGACGAGCUCGAUGAUGAUAUGGGUGAGGCUUGA
This is a messenger RNA of Prorocentrum cordatum, 2994 nucleotides long. NCBI's taxonomy places the organism in Eukaryota, Dinophyceae, Prorocentrales, Prorocentraceae. The record is from the annotation of a GenBank genome assembly.